AUGCUGAUGGCCAUGAUGUUCUGUGCCGCGAAUGGCUAUAUCCAGUGUAGAAGCCUGACAAGGUUCUUGGUAAUACCAACGUCAUGGAGGACUUUGGCCGGUAUCGUCCUUUGGGCCACAGGACUGUGCAUCAACUUGGAUGCAGACCACAGGUUAAGAAACCUGAGGAAGCCUGGCGAGACGGGGUACAAAGUGCCUCGUGGGGGAAUGUUUGAGUACAUUUCAGGUGCCAACUUCUUUGGGGAGAUCGUCGAGUGGACCGGCUACGCCCUGGCGAUGGGCUUCGCCCUGCCAGGGCUGACUUUCGCGCUGUGCACCGCUGCCAAUAUCGGACCAAGAGCCAUUGCUCAUCACCACUGGUACUUGCAAAAGUUCAAGGAUCAGUACCCCAAGGACCGGAAAGCGCUGUUGCCCUUUAUCUACUGCUGCGGACUCCUGCGGACUAACCUCAGUGCCGAUGUGGCUGCUGCCAGCAACUGCCUGGGGGGUGAUGCUGAGAGGGCGUUUUAUAUUCUGUCCCUGCGCGGCGACACCAUCAUCACGCGAGACUUUCGCGGUGAUGUCGUGAAGGGCACUGCGGAGAUUUUCUUUAGAAAGGUAAAAUUCUGGCACGGCGACGCUCCCCCAAUCUUCAACUUGGAUGGGGUCACCUAUGUCUUCAUCAAGAAGAAUGGAUUGUACUUCGUGGCAACUACAUGUCAUAACAUCUCCCCGGCCGCCGUGGUGGAGCUCCUCACGAAGAUGGCGAAGGUCUUUAAAGACUUCUGCGGGAUGCUCAACGAAGAGAGCAUAAGGAAAAACUUUGUGCUCGUGUAUGAGCUUCUCGAUGAAAUGGUGGAUUUCGGCUAUCCGCAGACGACGAACACUGAGCACCUGAAGUCUUGCAUCCACAACGAGGCAGUUGUCAUAGAGGCGCCAAAGCUUGGCCUCAAUCUGCCCCAGUGGAAUCCGCGGACAGUGCCCAGCAACGCUGUCCACCGGCCAGUCGGUCCGACGCAUGAUGCCAAGAACAAGAAGAAUGAGAUCUUUGUAGACAUUUUGGAGAGAAUCUCGGUUCUGAUGAGCUCGAACGGUUUUGUCAUCAAUAGUGCUAUUGACGGCAGCAUCCAGAUGAAGUCGUAUCUGAUGGGCAAUCCAGAGCUCAAGCUGGCCCUAAACGAGGACAUCGUGGUCAAGAACAUGGAUCUGGGUGGCAGCCACGGAGGAUAUGGUUCUGUGAUCCUGGAUGACUGCAACUUCCACGAGUGCGUGGACUUGCAGGACUUCUCGGAUCUUCGAACACUUUCAUUCUACCCUCCGGACGGCGAAUUUGCAGCUGUGCCCCAGGUCAUGAACUACCGCAUCACUGGCGAUUUCCGCGUGCCCUUCAGGAUAUUUCCUUUCGCAGAACAACAGACACCACACAAGCUCGAGAUCACCAUCAAGGUCCGAGCCGACAUCCCGGAGUCGAACUACGGCGGCAACGUGCAGAUCUCUUGCAUGCUGCCUAAG
Symbiodinium necroappetens is the source of this 1491-nucleotide messenger RNA. The record is from the annotation of a GenBank genome assembly. Lineage: Eukaryota; Dinophyceae; Suessiales; Symbiodiniaceae.